Theileria annulata is the source of this 1608-nucleotide messenger RNA. RefSeq lists its product as uncharacterized. NCBI's taxonomy places the organism in Eukaryota, Apicomplexa, Aconoidasida, Piroplasmida, Theileriidae. The transcript has 4 exons. The record is from RefSeq and is a predicted model, not a curated record. The coding region runs from base 1 to 1608 and encodes 535 amino acids.
AUGUAUAACUUAAUAAUAAGGCGGUUUUGCACGAGUAUUAUUGCAGAAUGUACUAAUGGCGCUGUUAAAACCAACAAUAAUAAACUAAUAAAGAAUAUUAAACGAGACAAUAGCCUGUUAAAUGGUUUAAAAAACGAUGAAUUGGUAAAUGUGUACUAUAUUAUAAAUAAACAUAAAAUUAAUGUUAAUAAUAAUCUAAAUAAAUUGCUAUUAAGUAAAUUAAUUUCAAACUUCGGAGAUUUAAAUACCAUAAACAAGUUGAAACUGCUAAAUUCACUUUAUUUAAAUAAUAACAACAGUAUAAACUUAAAAAAUAACUUUAAUGUGAACAAUGUUAACUCAAUAAGUAAGAAUCUGUUCAACAGCGAUACAACAACUGAUAACUCUGAGUUACUACAAAGUUUGAAUAAUGAAAACAGUUCUAAAAAAAGGAGGAAUUUGGUGAUUGAAUACAUAAAAACGUAUUUUUUGAACCACCUCGAGGACCUAAACAACAUCAGAUAUCUAUGUAAUUUUAUCUUUUACAUCAGUUCGACCGUAAACAACUUUACGCUGUCGAAUUACAAACUUCUAGUCCAACGUUUAAACACAUUGUUGGUAAAUUCUACCAACAAAUACUCAAGUAACAUAGCUAUUGGGGAUGAUGUGAUAAGAGUCGAAGGCAUAAUACAACUAUUGUGGUCUUUACAAAAGAACAACAUCUACCACAACCAACUAUUAAAUAACCUGAAUCAAACGUUUGAAGAAAUAUUGAAGUCUGGACUAGGCUGUGUAACAUUAGGCCACAUAUCACUGUAUUGUAACAGUUUGUUGUAUUUUAACAAAUUGGACAGUGAUAUGAUGAAAUCUGUGGUUUCUUACAUAAAAUCAAACAGUCUACUGGAUAAUGUUAAAGACGGAGAUUUUAUCAAAUUAGUUAACAUUGUUUGGUGCAUCUGUAUCAAUGACUCUAAUAAUAUUGAGAGCCAAGUUCCCACUGUAACUGAGUUGUUAGAAAGGGUAGAUUGGGACAAAUUCAAGUCAUUGUCAAGCUUUAAGGAUCUGCGGAAGAUGAACCAAGUACUCACAAUUGUUGGAGACCACCUGAGUUCGGGAAACUCUGGCCUUGGACCCUUGCCCAGUGACGUGAUCAACUUAAUAAUUCAAAGUUGCAGCAACAACAUAGAUUACAAGCUGAACUCAAAAACGCAGGACAAGUUCAGAAGAAUUUUGCAGAAUUUAAACAUAAGCUUUAAGUCUGAACAUGCAAUCAACAAUGAUAUUGUAGUGGACUUUUUAAUCCUAGACAACCCUGAUGAAGCUGAGAUGGUUUCACGUGAUAUUGAACAAGACCGUGGGAACUGUAAUGUGGUAAUUGAAAUUGAUGGCCCUUAUCACUAUAAUAUACUUCUGGACGAGCAAAAUUGUGAUGGUGAAGGUAUAAUAAGGUACGGGAAUAUAAAUCUAAGAUUAAAUGGCAAGACCAUUUAUCGUAAUAACAUACUAAGCAAGCUGGGAUAUAAACUUGUAUCCAUACCCUGGUUCGUAAUACACCAGUACAACAAUGACAAUGUGUACAAUUAUGUUAAAGAUGUACUUAAACAGUAUAAUGUUAAUUUUAAACCUUAA